Messenger RNA from Nicotiana attenuata, 4039 nucleotides. Its product is annotated as pentatricopeptide repeat-containing protein At3g49740. The record is from RefSeq and is a predicted model, not a curated record. Gene Ontology annotation, molecular function: RNA binding; protein binding. Lineage: Eukaryota; Viridiplantae; Streptophyta; Magnoliopsida; Solanales; Solanaceae. Bases 229 to 2421 code for a protein of 730 amino acids. Gene Ontology annotation, biological process: RNA modification. The transcript has 5 exons.
UCCUGAAUAAUAGUUGAUGCAAUAGAACUCCGUCCUCACUGAAUUUCAAACCAUGACUUUGGCUCGGCGCCAUUAUAGAACGGAUGAAAGCCAAAGGAGUAAAUCUGUUUCCGCUCAAACUAUGCCUUCCUUUUAUCUGCAAUAUUGGAAAGGAACGAGCAGAAUAUCAAACUGACGAGACGACCAGUUAAUCUAUGAAGAUGAACAGUUGAGAUGUAGUCAUUUAGAAUGAAGUUCACCCGUUACAAUAAAACCUUGACUGAAAGCUCCACAAAACAACUCAUCAGACUCAAUUGCCUUCUUUCAGACCGUACUCGUUCCCACCUAUUCUUGGAUGCUCUUCACCUCUUCAACCAAAUUCACUCUUCCAAUCAUCUCAGACCAGACCAUUACACCCUUUCGACCACCCUCACCGCCUGCGCCAACAUCGCACCCACUAGCUUCGGCAACCAGCUCCACGCCUUCGCCAUUAAUGCAGGGCUUAAAGAAUACUCUCAUGUAUCAAAUUCCCUCCUUUCAUUCUACGCCAAGUCAAAAGAUUUGAGUUCAGUGAAAAGGGUUUUUAGUGAAAUUGAAAACCCAGAUGUUUAUUCUUGGACUACGUUGUUGUCUGCGAGUACCAAGUUGGGUGAAGUUGAGUAUGCUUGUCAGAUGUUUGAUGAAAUGCCGCGAAGGAAUUUGGCGGUUUGGAAUGCAAUGAUUACUGGGUGUGCUGAAAGUGGGCGUCACGAGAUUGCUUUGAAUUUCUUUCAAAGAAUGCAUUUUUUGGGUGUUAGAUAUGAUAAUUAUGCUUUUGCUAGUGUUUUAAGUUUGUGUAAUAUGGAGCUAUUGGAUUUUGGAAGACAAGUGCACUCAAUGGUAGUUAAGACCGGGUUUUUGGCCAGAGCUUCAGUGCUUAAUGCUUUGGUUACGAUGUAUUUUAACUGUAAGAAUGGUUUUGAUGCUUUUUUAGUAUUUGAGGAAGCUGGGGAUGAAGUGCCUGAUCCUGUUACUUAUAAUGCAAUGAUUACUGGUUUAGUGAGUACGGAAAGAGCUGAAGAGGCCUUAAUAAUGUUCAAGGAUAUGCAAAAGUUUUCCUUGAGACCCACUGAGCUCACUUUUGUGAGCAUAAUGAGUUCAUGUUCACAUAUUAGGAUUGCUUCUCAACUGCAUGCUCAAGUUGCGAGAAUAGGUUUAGAAAACUAUACAUCCAUUGCUAAUGCAACAAUAACAAUGUAUGCCAGUUGUGGGGACUUGAAUGCAGUCUCUUUAGUUUUUGAAAGGCUAAAGGAGAAGGAUACUGUGUCGUGGAAUGCCAUGAUCACGAGCUAUGCCCAAAAUAGUUGGGACAGAGCAGCAAUUUUCACAUACCUUCAGAUGCAGAGGGAAGGAAUAGAGCCAGAUGAGUUUACAAUGGGCAGCGUACUAGCAAGCUCAGAAUCUCUAGUAGUUGUUGAAAUAAUUUUCGGUGUUGCAUUGAAGAAGGCACUUAUCUUGAAAAUAGAAGUAUCUAAUGCACUGCUCUCUGCAUUCUGUAAGCAUGGUGAAAUGAAGCAGGCUUGUCAAGUUUUUAAUGACAUGUUUCCCAGAAACCUGAUCUCUUGGAAUACAUUGAUUUCCGGUUGUCAUCUAAAUGGACUACCCAUGGAGUGCUUGCACCUCUUCUCUGAGAUUGUUAGUGAAGGUUUAAUGCCUAAUCCUUUUACUCUCAGCAUCGUUUUGAGUGUUUGUGCCAGCAUUUCAGCUCUACAACAAGGGAAGGAGAUUCACACUUACAUUCUCAAAUCUGGAUUGUUUUCAGAAAUAUCCUUAGGAAAUGCUCUCAUCACAUUGUAUGCAAAAUGUGGAAUGUUGCACUGGUCUCUAAAGGUGUUCCAGAAAAUGACAGAAAAAGACACAGUUUCUUGGAAUUCAAUUAUUACUGCCUAUGCACAGCAUGGGAAGGGCAAGGAAGCUGUACAUUGCUUUGAGAUGAUGCAAGAAUUAGGUGGGGUCAAACCAGAUAACACCACCUUUAAUGCAGUUCUGUCAGCUUGCAGCCAUUCAGGCUUAAUUGAUAGGGGAAUUGAAGUUUUUACCUCUAUGAUUCAUACAUACGGUAUAGAGCCUACAGCAGACCACUUCUCUUGCAUUGUCGAUCUUCUAGGUCGGGCUGGGUAUCUUGAUGAGGCUGAAAAACUGGUAAAAGAUAGACAUGUUGAUGUAGAUUCCACUGUUUGGUGGACAUUAUUCAGUUCAUGUGCUGCUUAUGGCAAUGUUAGACUAGGCAGAAUUGCUGCCGGAUUUCUGCUUGAGACCGAAAAGAAUAACCCCAUGGUUUAUGUUCUUUUAUCCAAUAUUUAUGCCAGUGCAGAGAACUGGGAGGACUCUGCUAAUGUGAGGAAAUUGAUGAAUAAAUGUGGAGUGCUAAAGCAACCAGGAAGUAGUUGGAUAGGAUCCUGAAGCUCUUUUUCUUUAAUGCUGGAUGUCUUGAUGUGAUUGGUCACAAAGUUCAAGCUUACCUAUAAACCAGGAGAUUGCUCUCUGUGGAAGAAAGGUCUAAGGGUAAAAGGUAGGUUUGGUCCUACAUUUCCCACUUCAGUUCUGCCAGGCAUACUGCAUCUCCCGCAAGCCCCAAUGAGUCGCUAGCCUACUCCACCAGCGAGCUAUCUUUCCCCUGCUUCGUUCCCUGUCUUCUUCGCAUGCUAUAAAUUCUUUCAUGAUGUCUCACUGGGGAAUUGCUUGCUGAUGGAAAACAUUUUUUUGUGCGAAUUUUAAGGAAAUUCUUGCCUUGAACUCGGAAAUUGCAUGACGUAAUUGCCAUAGCAGAAGACAAUUGGUCCGUCUGAUGAGUCUCAUUUCUUUGAAUGAAGACUGAGCAAAACUACCUAAGCACGAAAAUGGUACGGAAAGAGACAAUCUCAAUGAUGAAGUUUUUGGCAUCUGUCAAAAAAAAACUAUGAUUUUUUCAGCUGUUUUAGUUACCUCGAGGUAGUCCUGCUAAAAAUUUACUUUGUCAAGUUCCAGAAACUGAUAAUAUCGUGGAUAUUUAGUCGUCCUUCUACUCUCCGUGAGAGUGAUAUGCACCUUUGAGGUUAAUCUCAAAUAUGCUUUGCACCAAAUGAGCUGUUGUUUCCUAUUUCCUGAAAACAAGCAUACUUCUGACAUUCUAUUUGGUUUUAAUCCUUCUUCUCCUUUAGCAAGUGUUGCAUUUCAGGGAGUUAUUGCAUUUCAGGGAGUUAUCUGCUACAGAUCCAUGAAAACUUUUUCACCUUGCUGGAGGUGACUAGGAAUAUGUUUGCCCAUAUCCCUAAGUAUAGGACUAUAGCCAUGCAAAGCGCACCAAAACAUGCCUUCUAUGAAAGAGCAAGCUUGAUCUUACCUCCAAAUAUAGUCCAACCAGAGACUCGACUUCAUUUUCCUCAACUGCACGGUACCCGCCUUUAAGGAGAUCCCAUAGACAGAACAACACUUUAUCUCUUUCUAUCCAUCUAACUAUAAAAAAAAAAUUAGUGUCUACAGGUUUAUUAUAGUAGAAGAUAUGAACAAAUUCACCAUGAUUAGGAUAUCGAGAAAUGAAAACACGAAUGUGAACGUCUGAUUUCUAAUAGACAAUAAACCCUCCUCCUUUUUCCAGGAUUGGGUAAGCUUGAUCUUAGAGAUUGUUUCUGCUGAGCACUGAUGCUGUGGUUUUAUUUAUCUAUCGACAUCUGUAACUUGAGCAAUUUAGCAGAUUUUGAGACAAGUCAAAUAAAGCAGAGGAAGAAAUUGUAAUGUACCCUCUUAUAACCAAGAAGAUAUUCCUAGAACUACCAGAUCAUGUCUCAAAACCAGCUCUCAUUAUGAUAAAGAGGUAACACAAGUUAUAAAGAGGAUCCAUGUCCUGCAUUAUACAGGAGCACGUCAUUUACAAUGAAUCCUGCUCACUGUAAUUUGAGGACAAUACAUAGAAUAAUUUGUUGAUCUAAUCUUUGAUUGAUCACAAGCAUUAUGUACUAAUUUUUCUUGCAUUACCAUUGUUCUGUGAUGGUUCGUUUAGCGAUGGUUCAUAAAUGAACAAAGAUGAUGAAAGUUAACAUCU